AUAUACCAUAAAUUACUCUAAUGGUGGACGUUUCUCAUGAAAUUAUCAUAAUUCUGCAAAAUCGAGCGUUGUCUUCAAUACCGCCCCAAGAUGGCAGCCUCGUGUCGUCAUUCAUGCUUUAGCUGCCGUAAAACAACUACCGGAGACGGAAAUGCGGAAGUUAGACGACGCGAAGGGGGCAAAAGCGAAAGUUAGCAACGCUUCUUCCGUGUGUUUGGUGUGUAGUGCUGAAAAACAACAUCAAAAAUGUUGAAGGAGUUGAUAAGGGAGAGACUAAUGGCGGCAGCUGAUGAAAUAUUCGCGCUGUUUGAACGAACGAUAGCGUCGUACGAGGAGGAACUUUCUCGAACAAGAGACGAAAAGGCGCGACGUCGGCAACAAAUUGUGCCACAAACCGAAGACAACAAGCAGCCCCGUCAUGUUAAAGAGGAAGAGGAGGACCUCUGGACCACUCAGGAGCGGGAUUGUCUUCUCGGGCCGGUGGAUGAUAAUCUCACCAAGCUGCCACUGACUGUUGUCUCUGUGAAGACUGAAGAAGACGAAGACAACCGCUACGCUCCACUAGCCGACAGAGACGACGAACCGUACUCGCUCGAGGACGACACCCAGGAACAUUUGAGCAGCGACACAGACUGCGAAUUGGACAACAAACACUCGGAAUACUCUGAAAACAAGACACCUCGAGAAUGUUUUAGCUGCUCGUUUUGUGCGAAAAGCUUUUCUGAUAAGACUGCCGUGACGCGACACAUGAGAACACACACGGGGGAAAAGCCCUUCAGUUGUUCGAUUUGCGCAAAGAGAUUCUCUCGAAAGUUUCACAUGCUGUCACACAUGCGAACGCACACGGGGGAAAAACCCUUCAGAUGCUCAACUUGCGGCAAAGGAUUCAAUCAUAAGGGCAAUAUGGAAUCACACAUGAGAAUACACACGGGUGAGAAACCCUUCAGCUGCUCAAUAUGUGACGAGACGUUCAUAAGGAAGGUCUCGCUGAUUGUGCACCAGAGGACGCACACGGGAGAAAAACCCUUCAGUUGCUCGGUUUGCGGCAAAAGAUUCUCUCACAAGUCGUAUAUGGUGAAGCACAUGAGAACACACACCGGAGAGAAACCUUUCAUUUGCUCAAUUUGUGGCAAAGGCUUGGCUGUCAAGGCGUCUCUGAUUAGACACCAAAGAACGCACAUCGGAGAAAAAACGCUUUAGUUGUUCAGUUUGUUUGUUUCCUCUCAUGUGCGCUACAUAAUUUGUGCUAAAACAUUUGUGCGGCACCGCACUUUGACAGAGAAGAAUGGAACAUUUGAAAAUCAUUCAUCUGGACUUUAAUCACUUAUUUUUAUUAUUUAAAAACAACAUAUACAGAGAAUAAAAUCUAUUCUAACAAAAUAUUGUUUCAUAACUCACCUCUUUCUCCGAGUGUGGCGUGUUUCCUAGUAAAGUUUUUUACUAUCCAGGAAGUAGUAGAACCCAUAGGUAUCAGUUUGUAAGAAUGGCGGGGUUCACUAGACCAGGGGUGUCCAAAGUACAGCCCCAGGGCCAUUUGCGGCUUCCUUAUGUAUAUGGGUGUUGCUUGGGCUUUGCCGUUUGUCGAAGAUCUUACCGUGUUAGCACCGAGCAAUGGCUCCCGGGGAAUAUAUGUUCAGGUUCUAAACCACUUCCACACUUAGCU
This is a messenger RNA of Doryrhamphus excisus (bluestripe pipefish), 1663 nucleotides long. NCBI's taxonomy places the organism in Eukaryota, Metazoa, Chordata, Actinopteri, Syngnathiformes, Syngnathidae. The record is from RefSeq and is a predicted model, not a curated record.